AUGUCGACCUCGUUUGCCGUACAAGGAUGCAGCAGCGCUCUCUGGCAGUUGCUUACUCCAAGCUUGCAUACUACGACCUGGCACUCUUCAGCCAACCUUGCACCUGUCUCGAGAGCGCAGGUCGCCCAGGGCUCGAGAAGCGUACAUCCAGGUUGCCCUGCGCGAGCCUUUCACGCCUCUCCAGACAGAGCCAAAGCCGAAGAUGACAAAGGCGUGAGAAAUUCAGCAAGACUUUUUGGCGGAAGUGGGGAUGAUCGGUCAAAGUCGCAGAUAGAACGUGCUAUCCGCCUAAAGGCCAUCGAGCGCAGACGACCGCUGAGGAGUCGACCCCCUUCCUCCGAAGAUAGGAACACCGAGAAGGACAGAAGAAACGGAUGGUUUUUUUGCUACCAACUGAUGGAGCUGUUACGGGCGUCACGAAGUGAUGCAGAAGGAAGCUAUCGAAGCGGACUGGAGAUGUGGGAGCGACGCCCAAAGCUUGGACCUAACGCUGAAGUCCAAUCGUACAAUCGGAUGAUAGCGCUCGCAUCGCGAGCAUCAAAGCCCUCGAAAGCCCUGGAUUUUAUUGAGCAGGUGAAUAUCACUCGAAAGCAGCUGUGAACAAAGCAAUCGCUAACAGUACACCUCAAUGCUUAGCUCAAGAAAGCCGGUCACGCUCCUGACGCGGACACGUAUUCCGCGCUCUUUGCAAGUGUUCUUGCGGAGCGCACGGGCAAGCAUGCCACGUUGUGGCGCGCUUCCGACGGCACGAGGACAAGGAUGCAGCAGAGAUUGCACGACCACUUUACCGACUUGCUCGCUCUGGCCAAGAGGCUGGGUGCUGGAGAAGCGGCUUCUACGCCUCCCAAGCCGCAGCUUCGAGGCGCGUCAACCCACACUCCUGCGCCGAGCCCAAAUGCCGAGAGUUCGUCGAGCCAGGAUUUACGGCACUUCACUGAGAGCACCAGGGCCAUCAGCAGCUAUCUCUGGAUGCUUGAAGCAGCUGAUGAGGUGGAGGAGGGGCGGAAGGUGUAUGCGAAUCUCUCUGCUUCGAUACCCGUACCGCCUAGGAUAUUUCGCCAAUCGUUAUUGCAUCGCGGUGUCCAGUAUGAAGAAGAUGGAACGCCGCCCCUGGCUUUAGCGCAGAUUCUCUGUGAAGCGUGGUCGAGUCUCCGUGCGCAAUGGGAGUCAAACUAUGAGCUCCUCAGGCGAGGCAAGGCGUUUUGGUGGGCUGUCGGAGAAGAAAAGGAGUGGCACCAUCUCAGCGUGAUUGUUUACCAGCUGCUGAGACUGGCAUCGAGCGUGAGUUCCCGAUGGCCAGAGCUUGCAUGCAUUUAGCAGGGUCUAAAUAUACAGCCUGAACACCGCUCCCGCGGGUCACUCUACGCUCGACAGAAUGCUUUCAUGACAGAGAGUCGGCCGCUUCCGAAGUCCUUCGCGCUUUCGAUCGUGGAAUUCCUAGCGAAGCUUCAAGAUCUUGACUCGAAGCACCAAGGCGAAAUCAAAAGUGUCGAUACAUCAAGUAGAGCGAAGACGAUUCAUCUUGCUGGAACCCGCGAUACUGAAAAACCUUCUGACAGCACAGGGAGCAGCUUUGUGGAUACUCGAUGGGUGGACUGCGGAGAGAUCAUCUUCCGCAUGUGCGUCGUGCACGGAGCGGUGGAGCUUCUCAGCAGUCUGUUGAGCAACUUGUCAGCCGACUCGGCUGCUAAGAUGGAAUGGCCCUCUGAUGACACCAUCAGCGUCUUCCUGCAUCUCUGCCAUUCCGAGGGAAAAGCUGAGGCUGCUCAGACACUCAUUCACCUGCUUCGUCGGAUUGUCGCAGUUUCUCGCGAUGCACUGGACCUUCGGCAGCCGUCAUCUGAGGAUGUUCGCAGACCGGCGAUCCCCAAGGCGCCUUCUUUGGCCAAGCACAUCGCCCUACUCUACCGCAUCCACAUGACCAAUAUCUACGCCUCUGCCGCACGCGGCACCGCAGCGGCCGAAAUCGCCAUUACUAAGUCCAUUGAGCUUUUCAAAAGCGACCUUGACCUUGACCUUCUCAAAGGAUCGGGCUACGGGACAGAUGCUCAUCGGUUGCGAGUUCAAGGGGCCGUGAUCGCCUUGAUGCGCGCAAGAAUACACGUCGCCGGCAACGCCAAACUCAUUUUUGGAGUGACGCCUCAGUCCGAGGAAGAGGCCAAUUCACUCGCUGCUCAGCUCAUUUUGCGCGUCAUACAUGACAAGCUCAUCCCUCUCGAGAGUCCGGAUCUAAUUCCAGAUGCUACCUUCACACCACGCAAAAGACGGGAGGUCUCUUCCCCAAAUGACACACUUCCAGACGUUGUCGGGCUUGAUGAGCGCGCAAGGUCGCCCAAUCAAACCAUCCACGACGUUGUGCAGUCAUUGAAGGCGCUCACUUCCAUGGCGAUCUCCAGCAAUGGAGGAGCAUCACUAGACGAGUUGGCGCUCUGGCAGCGGGUGCUUGUGCGAGCGCAAGCCGCUCUCGACCUCGUACGUGGAAGUCCUUCAAGCAAGCGCGCUGAGGGCAAGCCUCUCAAUGAGGGCCCAAGGCGGCCUCGCGACGCCAAGAAUAGAGCAUUCGAGCACAACGGCAAACUCUUUGGCAAACCCCGGCGUGACGCGAAGGAAGGCCUUCAACUGACAGAGGAGGAUCUCAAAGAACUCGAGAUGUAA
Molecule: messenger RNA, 2655 nt
Organism: Ceraceosorus bombacis
Lineage: Eukaryota; Fungi; Basidiomycota; Exobasidiomycetes; Ceraceosorales; Ceraceosoraceae
Source: the annotation of a GenBank genome assembly